Messenger RNA from Thlaspi arvense, 3566 nucleotides. The record is from the annotation of a GenBank genome assembly. NCBI's taxonomy places the organism in Eukaryota, Viridiplantae, Streptophyta, Magnoliopsida, Brassicales, Brassicaceae.
CGACUUGUAGGCUAAAACCCUCGGAUGAAUAAUAAUUCAGGACAGACGAACUUGUUUGGCUUCGAAAAGUCUUGCUAAAUUUCUCCAGUAACAGAAGCAACGAACCCUAGAUUUAAUUCCCCCUGCAUCUCACGAUGGAAUUCUCUCCCGCCGACUUGGAAAGGCUUCUGAUGUUCGAGCAUGCUCGCAAAGCUUGUGAGACUCAGUAUGGUAAAGAUCCUCUCGAUUCCGAGAAUUUAUUGAAGUGGGGUGGAGCAUUGCUUGAACUUUCUCAGUUCCAAAACGUUCCUGAUGCGAAACUGAUGUUAAAUGAUGCUAUUUCCAAGUUGGAACAGUCGUUGACAAUAAAUCCAGGGAAGCAUCAGGCUCUUUGGUGUCUUGGGAACGCCUACACUUCUCAAGCGUUUCUGAUUCCAGAUGCCGUUGAAGCCAGAGUUCACUUUGACAAAGCCGCUGAGUUUUUCCAAAAGGCCGAAAAUGAGGAUCCAGGUAAUGAUUUAUAUCUCAAGGCCUUGGAGGUUGCAGCAAAGGCCCCGGAAUUGCAUUCGGAGUUUCAUAAGCAUGCAGGACAGCAGAUACUAGGUGGAGGUGCUUCAGCUUCAUCGAAUGCUAACAGCGGGAAGAAGAAGAAGAAGAAGAACAAUGACUUCACUUACGAUGUAUGCGGUUGGAUAAUUCUCGGUCUUGGGAUUGUUGCUUGGGUUAACAUGGCAAAAUCCCUUGGCCCUCCACCUCCUGCUAGAUAGAGCAGCUUUCUACUUGCACUUCUCCCCAACACAGAGCGGUUCUAGGUUGUAAGAGAGUCACGUUUCUGGCUAUGGUUUUGUAUAAACCUAGCAGCAGAUCUUGUACAACCCUCCUCCAUCGAAGUGUUUUGUUACUUAAUUAGUAGGAUGAUUGUUUCUUUCAUAUCGUUCCUCGUAUUAACGGGGGUAAGAGAAGUUCUUUUGCCACUAAUAUGAGCUUUAUGCUUUUGGUUUUGUGGCACCAACAUAAAAGGUGAUACAUAUGAGCUUCUUAUUUACAGAGUUAAUGGGCAAUUAUGGGUUCUUAAUAGAUGAAAAGUAUGUGAUUAACAACAGUAAAACUUAAAAAUGAAUAUUUGCAACUCUCUUCGGGAAGCUCACAAAUUCAAUAAAAGCCUAAGGGCGGGCAUAAAUAACCCAAACGCAGCGUUAAGCAUUUCGACUCCAUCAUCUCCAAGAAGUGAAGAAGCUUUGAUAAAAAAAAAAUGGCCUGCAAAACGAUACUGCGUUCCGUUUUCCUAUCGGAAUCACGCCGGACUUCCGGCGCAAGUAGGUGCUUCUUUUUCCCUCCUUCUCCCGCGUCUGUUCCGGUCCAUGGCUUGUUGCCGGCGCCAAAGAGUCUGAGCUUCCGUGGUUUUGCCGCUGUUCCCGAACGGGUCCCUCGGCUCAAUUGCACCCAUAACGAUCAAUCCGAGCAAGCCCCGCCUCAAGAAGCUGUUCUAAAGGCGAUUUCAGAAGUGUCAAAGACUGAUGGGAGGGUUGGUAAAACCACUAAUAUGAUCAUCGGAGGCACUGUGGCUGAUGACUCUACUAAAGAGUGGCUCGAGCUUGACCAAAAGGUCAAUACUUACCCAACAGACAGAGGUUUUACUGCAAUCGGGACUGGUGGCGAUGACUUUGUCCAUGCUAUGGUCGUUGCUGUUGAAUCUGUUAUCGAACGAGAAAUUCCAGAGGAUUGUGUAAAGCAGACAUUAUCAAGCAAAGGCAAAUAUGUGUCGGUGAAUAUUGGCCCUAUCCGAGUUAUCUCUAGCGAACAGGUUCAAGCUGUGUAUAAUGCAAUGAGGAGAGACGAAAGAAUGAAAUACUUCUUAUAGGUUUAAGGUGUGUGUAGAAUCACGGGUUCUUACCUCUUUUCUCAUUUCCAUUGCGACUUAUGCAGUGUGGGAGAAUUCCUUUUUAUAUCUCUGAAAUAGAGUUGGAGUUGGUUCUAAGAUUAAUGCCCAGAAAGUUGUGGCUUCUAUUACAAGAGAGGGCCCAGUGUCAAGAAAAAGAAAUGCCUAAUGACUGAUAAACUCUUGGUCUAUAGUUUAAUAUUGUUUAGAUACAGAAGCAAUUUAAAUAGCAUUUGCACACUAAAAAAAGAAUUUAAAGUUCAAUAGUAUGAGGCUAUGAGCUGAUGAAUCAGAAGCUAUUUUUUAAUGAAUAACCUGAAAUUCUUAGGCAGAGAUGCUACCUCUUCCCCCUCUAAGUCUAAGGUGUCAAUUCGGUUUGAUCUGACCGGGUGAGUCAUAGGUUUACCGGUUUGCAGGCUUGGUCAGCCCGGUUUUUUAUUUUCACGGAUUGAAAAAGGGUUAAUCCUAAAAAGCAUGUAUGAGGUAAUCAUGAUACUGUAGAGUGUAGACGUAACUGUCUCUCUCAGCCUGGUGGAAAGGAGUUUUAAGAGAGCUUAUUUAGUCUAUUUAUGGUAUUGAUUAAAAUACGAAGAUUGAGAUUAUUGGGUAAUUAGAUAAAGUGGAAGGUGGAGGAGGGGGUUAUCCUGAGUCUUUAAUCUUUGAAAUUAGGUUAAGUGGCACUGUUGGCCAACUAAAAGCAUCCCCAAGUAUACUCAAUAAUGACACUCUCUCCCUCUGUUAUAUUUCUUUUAAUUGGGUUAGGAAAUUACAAAAUUCUUCAAUGACUUAAUGAUUCUAACUUGCUAACAAAGCCAUAAAGACGCACGAGUUUUUACAAUAAAAACCCUACCAUAAUCCCCACUUUUUCCAUCAUUUCGUACACUCACACACGCUAAUAUUAGCAGAUUACACAUCUUAUACCAUACAGUAAAGUAAGUAGCACAACAUUUCGAAGGAUAGCAAGAAGCAUCAAGGAAAAGAGAUGAAAGAUCGGAUGGAGCGAUGUGUGGUAUUGCCGUUUUCGUUGGGUUGCUCAACGCAAUCUAGCGUCGCCGUCGCUCCAACUCAUCAACACAAGAAACCAAACCAACUCAUCAAAAGAAGAGAAGAAAGUGAAAGUGAUGGAAAUGGCUUGUUUCAAAAAGAAGACACAAAGAUAGAUAACAACGGUGCUAAUAUCACAGAUGGCAUCUACAAAAUCAUUCGAAGCUUCAAGAGUUUUUCUCACUUUUUCAUUCGCUACGAAGAGGAGAGGGAAGAGAGAGAGGCAGAGAUGGAGAUAGGGUUUCCGACGGACGUGAAGCACUUGAGCCACAUCGGCGUAGAUGGAACCAUGACCACUUUUGACGUCCGCUCCACCGCCUCCUCUUCUUUUCCAUUCGCCGGUUUCCAUCUCACCGCCGUCUGAUUUAAUUUUCAUAUUCAGAUAUUCUACAUUUCUUUUUAAUAUGCAAUAGUUUCAUAGUCGUAACAGCUUAUAUUUGGUUGCAUGUAAAUACCUCAAAGUCCAUUCAAUAAUCACUCUCUCAAUAUAUGGCCUACUAUUCUUUGCCGAUUUUAUCUGUCACCAUCAUUACUAGCUCAUCCAUUUUAUUUUAUUUAUAAAAAAAAUCAUAUCUGGUAAGCUUUAUAAUUUGAGAAACAUCAAUUUUGAAAAGUGUAAACAAAGAACGCUUCAACUGAUGCUCUUUGCGGAGAAAAACAAAAG